AUGUUCGGCAUCCUGGGGUCCGUCGACAUAGGCUCCGGCCAAACAUUUCCCACCUUUGACGACCUCUUCAAGGAUCUCAAGGCGACGAUGCAGAAGGACGGCUACAAGGUCGUCAAGUCGCGCACGCACAGGAACAAGGUCGCCGGAAACUACGAGAAGGGGAGCGAGGUCGUCCGCUGCGACUUGGUAUGCGACCGCGGGGGCCAGCCCUACAAGUGCACCGCGACCCAGCUCAAGACGACGACCAAGAAGACCAACUGUCCCUGGCGGGCCAAAGCCGUCAAUCGAAAGACGCUUGGCGCCUGGGUCCUGACAGUGAUUUGCGAUCAACACAACCAUGAGCCCCGGACGCCAGAGCCGCCUUCUGAUGAGGAGGAGGCUGACGCGGAUGGUGAUGCCGAGAUUGUGAAUCCUGACGAAGAGCCUGAAGCGCCGACCCUUGACCCCGAUACACAAGCGGCGCUGGCUGUAGCGGGGGUGUCCUCGUCGGCCAUGCGCCUCACGGGCGAGACCUUCCACCAGUUCAAGGGCGAAUAUCGCAGAAUGUCGAAGCCGGAACGCAUCGGUAACCUUGCGCAGAUGCAAAUGCGCAUCGCUGCGAUCUAUGCCGUCGAGAACGAAGAUCUUCAGCGACAGGAACGGCAGGCGCGUCAAGAGAAAAAGCACCAAGAAAUCGAGGAGGGCAAUCGACGGCGUGUUGCUGAACAAUCCCAGCAGCAGCAACAUCAGCAGCAGCACCAGGUACAACAGCAUCAGCAGCAGCAGCAACAACAACAGCAUCAACAGGCGCAGCAGCAGGCGCAUCAACAGCAGCAGGCGCAACAGCAGGCGCAGCAACAGCAGGUACAGCAACAACAUGCGCAGCAGCAGCAGCACCAAGUACAACAGCAGGUUCAGCAACAGGUGCAUCACCAUCAGCAGCAACAGCACCACCACCAACAGCAUCAGCAGCAUCCCAUGGCCCAGUACGCGCCCAUGGGCGGUGCUCCUAAGCACCCCUUCCAACAGACGCAGGAGGAGGAACAGGCACAGGCGGCGGAGCGACGGCGACAGAUCAAUCAGAUGAACAGGGAGCAGCACAUGGCAACGCCGGUCCAACAGGCACCAAUGCAACAUACGCCCGUCCAACAGACGCCCGUCCCCGUGCCCCAGUUCGGGAUGCAUUCGGCGCCGAUCGCGCAGAAUAUUUUCCGGCACUACGCAGGCACGCCCCAGCAGACGAGCGCGGUCAUCACGCCCGUCACGGUACCAACCAAACGACGAGGACGGCCGCCAAAAGGAGGUUCCAAGGGAAACCCAAACGGUGCGUCUUGA
This is a messenger RNA of Verticillium nonalfalfae, 1314 nucleotides long. RefSeq lists its product as uncharacterized. The record is from RefSeq and is a predicted model, not a curated record. NCBI's taxonomy places the organism in Eukaryota, Fungi, Ascomycota, Sordariomycetes, Glomerellales, Plectosphaerellaceae. The coding region runs from base 1 to 1314 and encodes 437 amino acids. The transcript has 2 exons.